This is a messenger RNA of Carassius auratus (goldfish), 1081 nucleotides long. It is a transcript of the gene kif13bb, whose product is annotated as kinesin family member 13Bb. NCBI's taxonomy places the organism in Eukaryota, Metazoa, Chordata, Actinopteri, Cypriniformes, Cyprinidae. The transcript has 5 exons. The record is from RefSeq and is a predicted model, not a curated record. Bases 209 to 481 code for a protein of 90 amino acids.
AUCUGUAGGACAGUAGCUCUCCAGGAGCAGGGAUGGAGAUCACUGGUUUAGAGACUCAGUUUGAUUCUGAUCUUGAUCCUGAAAAAAUCCUGUAUUUUAUUGUUACCAUAUUUUUAUUGUCCUGUUAGUUAGCGGUUUUUAAAGAUUUUUUUUUUUUUUUUAACCUAGUCAAAAUAACCCACCUGCAGUUUGACUGAUAUUAAUUGGAAUGCACAAUUUUUUCGAACGAGACUUAAAGACAAAUUGUGUUGUGGACAUGGAAGGAAAUCAGACCAUCCUGUACCCGGCCAAUGGAAACCUGGGAAAGGGCGACAGCAGAACAAUGCUGGGGUGCUGUUUAAUGCUCACCAGGGGAAAUCAUGAUGAGUCUGAUCACAGAGCCAUACGCUCCUACUUUGAGCGCUCCGAUCCGUUCUUCGACGAGCUGGAGAACCACAGUCUGAUCGGUGUGGCCAACAUCUUCCUGUCCUGUCUGCUGUAGUACGAGGUCAAGCUGCAGCACGCAGUUCCCAUCAUCAACCAGAAGGGGGAGGUGGAGCGUCUGAGCGGAGAGCUAGAGGAGCGUGAGACGGGAGGCUCUGUCUGAGAUCAGUCCAGACGGCGAGACGCAACAACGCAAACUCACCUGCACGGUCAGAUAAAACAGGACAUCUCCAAUCAAACAUGCAACAUGUGACGCGUGGCUGCAAAAUGAGUCUAAUUUUAAAAACCUGUGAGUUCAUUUCGCCCUCUUCUAGUGAUCCCAAUGCUCCAAAUAGUAAUUAAACAUCUGAAAAAUCUUUAUUUGUACGUUUUCUAAAUCUUUUCAGAUUUGCUCAUUCUGACUCAUUUUGCCAGCACAGAAAAAAAAAUCUGGAUACUGAUGGAUUCACUUGAGUGCUUCAUUUCAUGAUUUUACAUACAGUAGGAAGAUGGGAUGGGUUUUACUUGUGGAGAUUAAAAGUGCCAGACAGUUUUAUUCAGAAAUGAAUGUUUUAGUGUUAUAAUGGUGAGUUAGUUCUGUAUUUUCUGUUGGUUUGGUACCUUCACAUUGUUUAUUUCUUCUUCUGCUUCUGGAAUGAGUCAUUUAUGAUCAAAUUGU